Molecule: messenger RNA, 5790 nt
Organism: Biomphalaria glabrata
Lineage: Eukaryota; Metazoa; Mollusca; Gastropoda; Planorbidae
Product: hamartin-like
Exons: 25
Coding region: 153-3788 (1211 amino acids)
Biological process (GO): negative regulation of TOR signaling; negative regulation of cell population proliferation; regulation of cell cycle
Cellular component (GO): TSC1-TSC2 complex
Source: RefSeq, a predicted model, not a curated record
UACUAAUCUAAAUCAUAAGAUUGUUGAAGCUAGAUCUACAAGUUACAAGGCUACAUAUUUAGAUCUAGAUCUAGGCUUUAGGAUCUCUAGAUCUAGAGUCUUGAGUGUAUUUAAAAGCGUAAUUUUAUGUGGCUAAAGUAGAAUUCUAGGUCAUGGCAUCCCUUGGACCUGGAGGAACCUUACAACUUGAUCAGAUCUGUAAACUUUUAGAAGCUCCUGACACAUACAGUGAAAUCAGAGGGACUAUCUUGGAUAACCUCAAAUCAAAUACUGGUAAAGAAUCAUGGUUGACAUGUGGACUGGUGGACUACUACUUCAAUUCACUUUCACAGAAGACUCAAGACAUUCUUUCAGAACUUCGAGACCUUCAAGCUAAGGUACUCAUUGAGAAACUAACUGAUGCCAUUAAGACAUCUGAACACAGACUGCCAGCUCUGCAACUAGUCCUGUACUUGGCCUAUAAAGAGCUGCCGUGGUGUCACAUGCUGAUGGACUCUCCAAUUAUACAGUCACUCAUCAAGUUUUUAAAGUCUGAUAAUGAUGCUGCAGUACUUAUGACAAGUCUGAUGAUCCUUGUCAUCCUACUGCCCUCAGUUCCAGAUAGUAUUGUCAACCACUUGCAUACUAUAUUUGAAAUAUUUGGUCGCCUGGCAACAUAUUGUAGCAAAAAGCCAGCCAGUACAUCAGAAGCUUAUCUUGUUCACAUCCAUGUUGGACUGUACAGUUUAUUCAACAGACUCUAUGGAAUGUAUCCCUGUUUGUUUCUGGCAUUCCUGAAUAAAUUUUGUACAGCUAAAGAAAAUAUUCAUGCCUAUGAAGAGAUCAUUAUGCCAAUGAUAGAGAGAGUCCGUCUCCAUCCAAGACUUAUAACAGGACUGAAGGACACAGAAACAUCAAAGAACAGGUGGAAGGACCAAGAGACUCAAGACAUCGUAGUCAACUGUUCUAAGUUUUCACUAGACCUGAUUGAAGCAUCAUGGGAAGACUCUCCACUUCCAUUUUUUAAAUCAGCUGGGAAGUCUGAGAAUUAUGCUAAGAAAACUUUAACAGAUAACUCAAAGGCUGCUGUGAAAGAUAUUGAGGAUACAACCCCAAACAGUUGUAAAGAGGGAGUCUCCACAGUUGCGAUGCUUGUGCCCACUAUUGACCCCAGCUAUGUGGGAGAGAGUCCAUCUGUGUUGAUCGGCCUGUCCACUCCACCCUCGUCACAACGCACCACACCAGCAGCUAGUUUUAUAGAACCUGUUUCUAGCUCAGCUGGACCUCUAGACACACCAGAGCUGACUCCACGGCUACAAACACCAUCCCACUGGGAGGAUGGAGACAAAACUCCUCAGACUGGAUUUAAGAAUAUACCCUGUUCUUCUGAUGGAAAGAAAGCAGGCCACCUACUUCUGACAACAACUCCAGUGUCACAUGAUCUGAAUUCACCAAACAUUUUACAGUCGGACAUUUCUUCAUUCAGUUCUAAAACAAGUGCAUUUGGAGCACCGACUCCCAACCCAAGUGCUGCAGUUCGAAGUCUGUUGUUUAAUUCUCCCCAAGAAGACAAACAGGAAGCAGAUAAAAGAGAGUCCCAUUUUAAAACAGCAUUCCAAGAUUCUUUGAAACUACAACCAGAGAAUGAGGAUGUCAGGAAGUCUUCAGACAAUUCUAAUACUUCCUUUUUAUUGGAUUCCUUGCCACAAGUCAUAAGCACUCUGAUUACACCUGAUACAGAUAUUCUUGAUAAGGAAGUUGCUAAUAUUACAGAGAAAGAGGACCACUUUGAAACCAGCAGUCCUUCAUCUUCUAUAACUACAAUGACCUCACAGACAGAUGUAACAGCUGAGUCAGUCAGACAGUUUAUGAAGAAAGUCAACAGAAUUAGAUUCAAUAGUCUGACUUCCAACUCUUCUUCUGACUAUGAUGCUGUGUCCAUCCCACAAGGGAUAGUAAAUUUGGGCUCUCAUCGACCCAGGUCAUGCCCACCAUUCAAACGCCAGCUUCUCCAGCCUACAGCAAGAGGGAGAGGCAGUGACAAGAAGCAGGCUUCGGCAGGAGACAAUUUUGUAUCUAGAGGUUACAAUAGACAGUCAAGUAUGUUUGACCAAAUACGGCAAAGAGAUGGUGCAAAAAACACCAGCUAUAUGGAGACUUCCAUGGAAAGACAAUCAGCUCAAAAGAAUUGUUCAGAGUACAGAGGAAAUGAAAUGUGUGGGUUACCUCCCAUUCCUGCCCUCUUCAAUCCAGUCAUACAGUAUAUAUUUGCUCCAUCCACACUGACAGUGUGUAGCCAUUGUCACAAGCAGCUAGUUGUCACACACAGUCAUAUGGCAUGUGAUGGCACAACAAUUGUCACUUACAAAGGUAAUGAAGUUCCAUUGUUUAAUACGAUACCUCCCCCUGAACUUCUGGACAAACAUAUCCGACUGGGCAGCGACACACACAAGAAGGAACUGACCAAUGUGCCCUUAAUAGCUAAAGACUCAACCAACUGGACACACUUUGGUGGACAUCCACCAGCAGAUGAAAUCAAAAUUUUAAAGAAUCAGAUCCUGAUGGUUCAAAAUCAACUCAUGUUUGAGAGGCACAAGUCAGUCAACCAUGACAAGAGAAACCGUCGCUUACUUCGUAGGAUAGCUGAUGUCAGAGCUUUAGAAGAACAGCAGAAAACUUUGUUGAAUCAAGUUCGGCUUCAUGAAGAGACAAUACAGAAUUUAAAUGUUUGCAUUAAACUGUUAGAAGAAGACAACAGACGGAUGAAACAGAUGCAGGAAUCUGAUGACUAUGAGAGACUUAUUCAGUACAGGUUAGCGUUGAAAGGAAAUAAAGAUUUAAAAGCUUCCAAUGAAGCUCUGAAAAGUUUACUUCUGACACAGAAAGAAGAUUAUGACAAACAACAAAAGAACUUGGAAAAUGUUCAGCAUAAAUAUCUAGAAGCUGAGAAAGAAUUACAGAUGUGUAAAGAGAGACUAGGGAAAGCAGAACAUUUAAAGGAAAAAGUGUUUCAGCUUCAGAAAGAGAUUCUUUUGAUGCAAGAGUUAUACCAGAAGUGUCAAGAGAAACUUAAUUUCAGCAAGACAUCAGCUAGCUUCAAAUUGGAAGAGUCUUAUCUGAUUAAAUCUUUGAAUGCAGAACUGGAAGUGCUAACAAAGGAAAACAAAAAGAGGAACAACUUGUUAGAAGCUUAUCAGAUGAGAACUGCAGAGUUAGAGGCAAUUUUGAAGGCUAAGGAGACUGCUGUGAUUGAAAUCAAACAUGGGUUUGAAGAAAUACAAAGUGUUUAUAAUGAGAAACUAAAGGCUGUUGAAGACAGAUGUAAAAGUAUGAUCAACAUCAACCAACUACUAGAAGGGAAGUGCAUGGACCUGUUGGCUAAAUUGGAUAAGGCCACACAUAAGAUGAAAUUAGAAGCAGUGACUAGCGAGCCACAAUCUAGAGGUAGGACCACUGCACCAGGGUCAGGCACCAUAAAGGACCAGGUGGUGGUAAAACAUGGCCGGGACAGUCCAGUGGCACAAGAGAGGCUCAGCACCCAUUCUGAUAGCUCUAACCUUUCCACUAAUGUUUCUGUUCCUGCAAGCUCUAGUACCGACUGUGCGACAGUAGUGGUAGCGAAUGAAGAGGUAUCUGUUGCCAGCUCCUUUUUCAGUGAACCAAACCUGACCCCAUUACCACGAAAUUUAAUUAACAAUCAUCGAAAUCCAGAUGGUAUGUCAGAUUCAGGAGCUGCUAGCAGAUCUUCAUACAGAGGAGACAGUGAUGGCUCAAUUCAUAGUUUUAUUACUGGGGACAGUGGCUUAUGAAGCUAUUGGUUUUUUUUUUAUUUGUGAUAUAUAAAUAUAUGUGUUUGACUUGAUUAUGAUUGAAGUGUUAAGCAUUUGGUGAAUACAUUGUAAUACUUCCCAUUAUGUCUCUAAGAAAUGUGUCUCAUACAUUGAAGAUCAGCUUUUAAAGUUUCUUUCAUGUUGUACAAUAUGUCUUUGGGACAAUGUGUCAGGUAGUUUUAUUGAUAAAUGUGUUCAUUGUUUAACACUACAUAAAACCUAGUAACUUACUAUUAUAGUAAUAAUAAUCUUUAUAUAUAUUUAUGUUGACCAUCCCAAGGUUGUGCAAUACAGUCAAUUGCUGACCUCAUCAUGUCUUUGUAUUCCAUCCAAUUAACACUAUUUGUAAUUAAAUACUCAAUUCAGACUUACAGCGUGCCUUUAGUAUUAAAAUCUGGUUUGAACUGGUUCACUUCUAGAGCAUUGAACAUUGAAGGCUUUAAGUUGUUGAAAGAAUGUGGUUUAUUCACCAACCUUGUGGAAUAAAUGAAUCGACCAACUUGUAUGGUGUCUUCAUUCGAUUGAUAAAGUCAAUCUGUGUACUACUGGUAUAGUUAAUUCUUUUUAAACGAUGUUAAGGUUAUGUUGUUAAAAUUGAAAAGAACAGUCCAUAGGUCUGUACAAUUUAAAACUGCAUUCUGUAUGAGUAGUGUUUGGACAGCACUGUGACCAAUUACUUUGACCUUUCUGUAUGGUGGGUAUUUGAGUUGAAUGAGCUCCCUAAAACUUCAGUGUAUGUUACUUAAUUAUCCUAAGAAUUGAGCAUGGGUCAUUUAAUUUUGCUAAUUAUGGCUGCAUCACUACAACCUUUUUGUUGCAGCACUCAAGAGUUCAAGUUCAUAAAACUAGAUCUUAGUUUUUGUAAGUUUUAUUUAACAUGUAUAUGAAGCUGUACUAGUGAAUUUGAGCAAAAUUUCAUUUUCUGUGAACCUUUAGAAUUUCCUGCCCCCUGCUUUGAUUUCUCCUUUUAAAAAACCAGUUACAAUUUAGAUAAGGAUUUCUACACCUAUAUCUAAUUCACAAUUACUCAAGAGCUAUGUGAGAUGAACUCGGUCCUCCUAUAGUGCCCUGGCGAGAAACUCUGCUAUUCAGCCUAGUGCCUCUUAUCUGCCAUACAGCUCUAGUGACACUGCAGAUCUGUCACCCUACAGCUCUAGGAACUGCGGAAACUCAUGCAAGAUUUUUGUCUUAAACCAGAUCUGUUCACCUUUUUAUCUUCAGAGAUGUAGAAUUAGCUUGUUGCCUAAUUAAACUCUAAAAAAAAGGAGAUGUCAACACUGAUCUAGAUAGUUAUUUUAAUAGAUCACCCCCCUCCCUCCCUGAAUCCUGAGAUCAGUUGAAAAGUUAUUGGUAAUUGUGUUGGAUAUAAUAAUAGGCCAUAGGUUAUAGGUAAAUGUUUUCUUUACCUACUUGAUACAGCAUGUAGAGCUACAUUGCGAUAAAAGCGACUUUUGUCUCAGCGUAUUAAGUCUUGAUAUAAAUUUCAUGACAAAGUUUUGUUAAUUGAGCAUUUUGUUGGGUCUAGAUUUACCCCUCCUCCCCCCCCACCAAACUUGGUUUUUAGAUAAGUAUCUUGAAGAACAAGUUUAUGGCUGUGAAUUAGUUGGCACUGUUUCUCACAAUAAGUUUCUUCUUCUUUUUAGGUUCAACAAUGACCAUUCCUUGAAGUGAGCUGAGUAGCUCAGACUUCUCAAAGUUAAUAGAAUGCUAUACAAUUGUUGUUUUAGCAUUUGUAUUCUUUUCAAGAAUUAUCAAUGAAACAGACAUUGUUUUAAUUUUUAUCUUUAAAUUCUUUCUAUUUUUCCUUUUUCAGACUUUUCCCCUCCCCCCUAUUCCUGUAGGCUGCUGGGAAUGAGAAGGAAAAAAUGUCUGUUCGUUUUUAGGGCAAAUUAAGAGGCAGGGGAGGACUCAAAUGUAAAAAAAAAACAAUUGAUGACUAUAAUAUGCCCCACCAAAGAUUAGUACUAAGUUUUAUAUGUAG